Penicillium chermesinum is the source of this 2643-nucleotide messenger RNA. RefSeq names its product WD repeat protein. Gene Ontology annotation, molecular function: RNA binding; protein binding. The transcript is spliced from 4 exons. Bases 1 to 2643 code for a protein of 880 amino acids. The record is from RefSeq and is a predicted model, not a curated record. Gene Ontology annotation, biological process: positive regulation of rRNA processing; positive regulation of transcription by RNA polymerase I. Gene Ontology annotation, cellular component: nucleolus. NCBI's taxonomy places the organism in Eukaryota, Fungi, Ascomycota, Eurotiomycetes, Eurotiales, Aspergillaceae.
AUGGCUGUGCAUCAGCCAGGACACCGGCGCAAGAGACUGCGAGCCAGUGACGCUGCCGAGAAAGCCUCGCAAUCUGGCGACGACCAGCCCAAGCGUCGCCGUGUUUCCAAUUCACAUGCUAUAUCUAAGGCUGUGGCCGCAAAUACGUCGGAAGACCCUACAGAAAGCGCAAAACAUACGAUUCCGGCCUUGCGGGAAGAGGAAACCAGAAAUCAAGGGUCAUGGUCGCUAUCCCCCCUCGCAGGAGGUCGCUACAGCAGUUUGGACCCAUUGAUGACUCUAGAUGAGGCGUAUCUAUUCAUAGGGCUUGAGACCGCGGUUCAAGUCCUCGCCACUUCAACGAAUCGUGUCUUGCGAAGUUUGCAGGUGAGAGGCGGACAAAAAGUCGUCGGGUUCAGACUCUGCCCAGUCCAUGAAGAGGUGAUUUAUAUAUUUACCCCUUCCUCUGUGAGCAAGUGGAACUGGAACUCCGGGCAGCAACUUGAUGGCUGGAAGACAAAUGAUGCAACGAUUGCUGUGGAUGUGCCUUGGGUUGAGGAAGAGAACGAAGUAUUUUCAUACAACCUUAAAUCCAAAGGUGGAAAAAGACAAAUAGUUGUCUGUUCCAUUGACAAGAAGAGUUCCACCGGGGUUGUCGUUCUAGAAACGAAGGAGCUUAUCAAUAAGAUUCAGGUGGUAAACAGUGGGAAGGUAAUCAUUGCUUCCGAUGGACAUCGCCUCUUUCUGGGGAGUACGCCUACCAUUGACUCAGAAAAUCUUCAAUCUCUGUCAUACAACUGGAGAGAGGCAUCCCUCCCUUCUUUUUCGACAUGCUUCCAUGUUCGGGUGGCAACUACCCAAUCGAAGUCUGGGAGAACUUCAGAUCCGAUCAACUUAGUGCUAGGAGAGGCUAAUGGAUCUCUCUUGAUUUUCCAAGAUAUUUUGAAUACUCUUUUUGGCCGCAACGGAGACAAGAAAGCAGCGCCCCGCAAGUUACAUUGGCAUCGAGGCCCUGUCAGCGCGGUGCGAUGGUCGACAGAUGGUAACUACGUUGUAUCUGGCGGAAACGAACCAGUCCUUGUCAUAUGGCAACUGGAUACCGGUAGGAAGCAUACUGUGCCGCACUUAUCCUCACCCAUCUCCAAUAUUGUGGUCUCCCCCAGGGGCACCUCGUAUGUCGUACAGUUGGCCGAUAAUUCGACUGGUAUCUUUUCUACCCGAGAAAUUGGGUCUUCCGUCAAUAUUGUCGGUUUGCAAGUCAGCGCAGACGGCUCCAAAGAUCUCGCUGGAAAAAGGUCGACUGGUGCAGUUGCGGUUCUGCAUCCGCAACACCCAGAGCAGUUGCUCGUUGUUGUCCCGUCUUCUCACCAUUUGAAUCAGCAGAGCACUGGGUGCUCAAACUCCGCGGUGUUACAGACCUAUGAUAUUCGAGCAAACUAUCAUAUUGCACGUCAAGCUCUGGCGCGAACAAACACAACAACUCUGAAUAUAGGCCCUGAAGGGUCUCCAAUAGUGACCCCGGAUGUCCAGAAUAUGGGUAUCCUGCAUGAUGGGAACUGGCUGGCCACUGUGGACUCCUGGAGCCCCCGCCCUCAUGAUGUGGAAGCCUUUGUCGAUAAGUCUUCUAGUCGAUCUGCAACGACUCUUCCGCUAGAGACAUAUCUUAAAUUCUGGAAAUGGAAUCCCUCUGCCAGCCAUUGGCAGCUCGUGACUCGGAUUGAUGGGCCUCAUUUCAAGCAUGAUCGUCAUUCCCCGGUGCUUGCCCUUCUGGCUCGACCAUGCUGUCAAGAGUUUGUGACUAUCGGAGCGGAUGCAUCGUUGCGCUUCUGGUGCCCCGCCGCCUCUCAUCGGGCAAGCCUCGAGAAAAAAUCCUCGGAGUUCCGUCAUAAUACGUGGAAGCAAAGGAACUCGAUUGACCUCACCGCAUACCUACGCAAUGCUAGUACUUCGUUGAAGGAAGCUUGCAUAAGCUUCUCCGAGGAUGGAUCAGUCUUAGCUGUUUGCCUACCUUCGGAAUCUACGGUAAACGCAGGGCUUAUCCUGCUUAUUGAUGCGCGUGCCUGCACGGUUCACUAUCAGCGAGCGGGGGUGUUUUCUGGAACACCGUGUUCAGUUAACUUCCUUGGCAGACACCUCAUUGUCUCUUCCACGAAGUCAGUUGUUGUUUGGGAUACGAUACCCCCCUUGGUUGCAGCCAAUCCUCGCAACCAAACUUUUGCGAUUACGAGUACGAUUGUUGAUGACACAAACAUCGCACAUCCCAUGAAGCGAGGAGCAAAGUGUCGUGUUCAGGUCUAUAGUAUCGCAUCAUUGAGUCUUGUGUUCCAAGACGCUCUCGGAAACACUCCAUUGGCGUUGUUACCGGAUAUCUACUCGGGCGAUUACAUUAUCCUCGGUUCAGCUGCCACUGUGCAACGUGUCACUUGUUCAGACAAAGCAUCACGCCAAAGCAUGCAGCCCCUUGAUGUAGCAAGUCAGUUGGACACUGGGCUAUCAAGUAUCUUCAGUCAGGGCCACGAGCGGGCUUCUACCCGGGCCAUUGAGGAUGAUAGGCCCAGUUCACACACCAAGGCGCUAUCUCAUGUGUUUGAUGCCCCCUCCUUCUCAUUGCCUCCUGUUGGGGCAUUGUUCAGAAGUGUUGUCGAAAGUCUACAGAGUAAUUAA